Molecule: messenger RNA, 2660 nt
Organism: Gaeumannomyces tritici R3-111a-1
Lineage: Eukaryota; Fungi; Ascomycota; Sordariomycetes; Magnaporthales; Magnaporthaceae
Exons: 4
Coding region: 119-2404 (761 amino acids)
Biological process (GO): transmembrane transport
Cellular component (GO): membrane
Source: RefSeq, a predicted model, not a curated record
CCGCCAGGGCCCCUGAUUCGAGUCCGCGGCCGGAGGGCUUUUGGAUAACGUCUUCGAGUCAGACCAUCGACAUGCCGCUGCUCAAGACGUUCCGGCCAUUGCCGUGGAACCAAAACAUAUGUGCAGGCCAGAAACAAGAGAGUCACCAGUUCUGUCUACAUUACCUUCGGCUCUCUGCCUGGACAGGGUCGCCUCUCCAAAAUCGCAUUACAUUGUCUGCAGUCCGCUUAAGCAAGCCGGCCUCUGCGGAUCAAUACCGCAUUAUACGCAGAUGGAUCCAGACUUGCGGGAAGAGCACACAGAAUGCAAGCACUGGACAUCCCGCUCGAGCUUCUUACCCUCCAGGCUUCUCGACGUUACCAAUCCUGUCCAGCUCAGGCUCGUCGAGUCUAAUCGACUCCCGGAGAGCGCCGCCACCACCUCCUCCUCCCCGCCGUAUAUUGCGCUAAGUUACUGCUGGGGCCGUGUGCCAUUCCCGUACGUGACCACGCCGGAAAACAUCGGGGUGAGAAAGACGCAGGGUUUUCGAGAGCGUGUGCUCCCCCGCACGAUUCGUGACGCCGUGGCCAUCACAAGACAGCUAGGGGUCGCAUAUCUUUGGGUCGACGCCCUCUGCAUCCUGCAGGGACCAACCCCUGAAGCGAGGAAAGACUGGGAGCAAGAGGCAAGGCGCAUGCACAGCGUCUACUACGGCGCCUUCCUGACCGUCGCCGCGGCCUGGGCCGCCAGCGCCGACCAGGGCGUCUUCCCGGGACCUUACGACGUCACCGCCACCGGCAUCGACGUCUCGCCGAGGUCGGGGCGCUAUCCAGAGCUGAAUGGCAUUGCACGGGCGGGCGAGGAUCGCUUCGUCGAACCGGUGAGCGAGCCGCUCUACCGGCGCGGCUGGACGCUGCAGGAGCGGCACCUGUCGCGGCGACUCCUGAUCUAUACCCGCGACAGGGUCUCCUGGGAGUGUCAGCACGGCCAGAACACGGAGAACGAUAACCACGGCAUUGCCCUUAUGACCGGUUCCAUGCGCUUCCUCACGGGGGUUACGGGGGAAGAGUUGGGGUUCCGCUGGCGUGAAUUGGUCCAGGACUUUUCGGGCCGACGGAUCUCGGUCGCGACCGACAAGCUCCCCGCCAUCGCGGGCCUGGCCAGGGCGAUGCAGGACCGGACCGGGGACACGUAUCUGGCCGGGUUGUGGAGGAAGACCAUGUGCAGCAAUCUGCUCUGGGUCCACGUGGGCUUCCCGGCCCGCAGAGGCUGGGGCGGCCCGCGAGGGUUUCCGUCGAGGUACAGGGCGCCGUCGUGGUCGUGGGCCGCCGUUGACGGGAGCGUGAACUUCGGCCCGGGCUACUCAUUGGGUUGGCGCCGCGCUGGCCCGCAGCUUCGGAGGCGCAGGCUCAGGACCGGCCAGAGACGCCCCCGGGUGGACGAGGACCUUUCCUGCCAGGCCAAGGUCCUGGGCUGCGAGGUCGUUGCGGCCGGCAGCACCGGCACGUUCGGCGAGAUCUCUGGCGGCUACCUCGACAUCCAGGGCCCUCUCAUGGAUGCGUCGCUCCUGGAGUACCACCAACCCUCCCCCGACUUUUCACAGGAUGAGUCCAAUGGCAAUGGCGGCCACUGCCAGCGCAAGACCCGGGACAGUGAGGACGGCAUGCGACCACUACCCAGACAUCAGGCGGCUUGGCGUUUCCAGCUUAAAAUCUUCUUGGACGGCAAGGAUGGGGACAUCACCUCGAAGCCCCUGGAUGUUCCCUUGGAUCUUGCUGGAGUCUGGCUUCUCCUCAUCCAGCGCAGGAUAAUGCUAGUGUUGCGUCGUUGCGAAGAGGAGGGAGCCGGCCCCGAGGACCUCCCGACGUUUAAGCGCGUCGGCCUUGCUGUUCAUGGCAGAGCCCCGUACAGCCCAAUGGACCGCAAGAUGUGGUUCUCCAAGUUUGAGGACAAGGCCCCCCCUUGCUCGGCCGUCCGGCGGAUCGGAAUCGGCGGAGUGCUUACCAAGGCUGGACCACUGUCGCUCGCUCUUGGCUACACGUUCUGGGGACUUCUCUACAUCUGGCCGCUCAACCUGUGCGUCGCCGAGAUGUGCGCCUACCUGCCGAUCCGCGGCUCCAUCUUCGAGCUCGCGAGCCGCUUCGUCGACCCAGCCCUCGGCUUUGCCAUGGGCUGGACAUACUUCUUCGCCAGCCUCAUGCUCGUCUGCACCGAGUACCCUGCUAUCGCCACCGUUAUCCGGUACUGGGACUCCAGCACGAAUCCCGCCGCGUGGAUCGCCGUUGCCAUGUUCUCGUGCAUUAUUGUCAACCUGGUUGCCGUCAAAUGGUACGGCGAGGCCGAGUUCAUCAUGGCGUCCACAAAAGUCCUGCUUCUUUUCGCCCUUAUCCUGAUCACCGUCAUCACCAUGGCCGGCGGUCUAUGACUGUGAUGUGUUGUGGUGUAGAAAAAGGCAGUGGGCCGGCUGAACGCAUUGUGUAUGUAUCCUGGAGGCAAUAUUGUUGGAGGGGAAAAGGGAGGGCCUAUGUUACGCAUUCCUAAGCGACGUAAACGCCGAGGAAAACCCCCACUCCGAGGCAAGCAGCUUCUGCAAAGCGCGCUGGUUCACCCGCGGAUGGACGCUCCAAGAACUUAUCGCGCCGGGUGUAGUCUACUUCUACCAGUAACCCAGAGCUCCCUCC